GUUGAAAAAGAAAAGUAGGUGCACCAAAUUUUGUUAGGUAAAAACAUGUUUACCAAAAAUGUUUGGUAAAGUGGUUUAUAAAUACCACUAGCUCUCUCAGAUCAUUUGCACACACAUCUAUCUCCCUUUAUAAAAUUACUUUGUAAUUCUCAUUUUUUACUCCUUCAAAUGGCACACCGGGCUUGGAGCGAGGUGGAGGAAGAAAUGUUAGUUACAAAUCUUACGAGCCUUGUAGAUCAGGGGGUUUGGCAAGCCGAGAACGGAUUUCAUUCCGGCUACUUAGGAGUUCUUGAGAAUCAAAUGCGAGUUUCUUUCCUCGAAGCAGGUAUUAAACAAAACCAUAUCGAAGGAAAAAUCAAAAAAUGGAAGCGUGAUUAUUUUUAUCUAGACGCUAUGCUUCGAAGUCCGGGAUUUGGGUGGAAUCCAAAUGAAAAUAAACUGGUGGUGGAAAAUGAUGUUUGGAAUGAAUUUAUCCGAGAUUGCCCACAACUGAGACAUUUUCGGGACAUGGAAUUUCCCAAAUGCGAUCGUUGGGGCCAUUGCUUUGUUCGACAAGAAAACUAGAAGUUUCAAGUUCUAAGAGGGUGGUCAAAGAAUAAAUGUUUGAGAAAGAAAUUUGUACCAUUCCGCUUUGUAUCUCAAGUAAUUAUAUUUAUUUGAGAUUAGUAAUGUUUUUCUACAUAAUGCAGUUUUCAUUUUCAAAUUGGAGAAAUUAAACUUAUAACUUCAUUCCGAAUCGAAUAGAUGUGCCAACAAAAUACAAGCUACGAAACCUAAAAUAAAAAUUAGAACAAAGUAUGUUGAUAGACUAGGUUGAUGUUGAACUUGCAAAGAACUUGCGGAUGUUGAAGCAUCGUCACUUGAUUGAUGUUCGGUUUGGACCGAUUGCA
Molecule: messenger RNA, 890 nt
Organism: Rhododendron vialii
Lineage: Eukaryota; Viridiplantae; Streptophyta; Magnoliopsida; Ericales; Ericaceae
Exons: 2
Coding region: 169-564 (131 amino acids)
Source: RefSeq, a predicted model, not a curated record